Molecule: messenger RNA, 7340 nt
Organism: Silurus meridionalis
Lineage: Eukaryota; Metazoa; Chordata; Actinopteri; Siluriformes; Siluridae
Gene: rbfox3a
Product: RNA binding fox-1 homolog 3a
Exons: 16
Coding region: 592-1752 (386 amino acids)
Biological process (GO): nervous system development; regulation of alternative mRNA splicing, via spliceosome
Cellular component (GO): cytoplasm; nucleus
Molecular function (GO): mRNA binding
Source: RefSeq, a predicted model, not a curated record
GUGUAGCUGACCACACUGUGCUCACAGCUAUGUGUGAAGACACGCACAGCACGCCAAAGAAUCAGCAGCACUGAUUCUAAUGCUCGCUUUCUUCCAGGACCGAUCGCAUUGCAGACCCAUCCCUCUCUCUCUCUCUCUCUCUCUCUCUCUCUCUCUCUCUCUCUCUCUCUCAAUCUCUGUCUUACACUCUGUUUCUCUGUGUGUCUCUCUUCCUUGUAAUUGUACAACGGUAUAGAGCUGGAAUAGAAGGGAAAAUACCCUCUCUCUCUUCCUCACACUCUCUCUCACUCUCUCUUUCUUUCUAUCUUUGUGUCCUGCGGUGGGAUAAGCUGUGAGAGGAUGAGCCCCUGAUCCAGCGCUGGACCCAAGUGACCUGACAGCUCAAACUAACAUUAUCCAGUCAAGAUAUUUUGUGAGCUGAAUCCUAGUUUCAGGAAGCAGUGAGGAGCAUCCAGUGUUCACAACAAAGUUCCUGAUCUGGUUGAUCAGACACAGCUACUUGCUACGUUUAGAGUGGGCCUUCUCUUCUCAGGCUCAGAGAUCUGCGUGGCAGCAGUGAGUUCAUUACCGUUCAGCCACAGCCCGCUGUACAUGGAGACCCCGAGCUGGGCAGAAACUAAACCAGGAAACGGGCUGUGUAAAACCGGAAACAUUGCUCUCUUUGGAAACGUAGUGUACAGUGGGCUGCUGAACGAUCACUUCUGGCACUUCGGGGUUCCCCUUGUCACAAGACUGGGUAACCAGGAGGCACCAGCCCCUCCAGAGGCCAUGGCUCAGCCGUAUGCCCCGGCACAGUACCCCCCUCCGCCACCUCAGAACGGGCUGCCUGGCGAGUACGCCCACCCCGGGCAGGAGUACACAGGGCCGAACCCGGUGCCUGACCAUGCUGCUGCCCUCACCAUCUAUACAACCACACAGACACACAGUGAUCCAACCGGUACUGAGAACAGCACGUCCUCACUCACAGCACCCAACAACGUUCCAGCAGAUGAGGUGGCGCAGACAGAGGGCUCCCAGCAGCUCCAACUCCAGCCCUCAGACUCUUCGGAGAAGCAGCAGCCCAAGCGGUUACAUGUCUCCAACAUUCCAUUCCGCUUCCGUGACCCAGACCUCCGGCAAAUGUUCGGGCAAUUUGGGAAAAUUUUAGAUGUGGAAAUUAUUUUUAACGAGCGGGGCUCUAAGGGCUUUGGUUUUGUAACUUUUGAAACAAGUGCAGAUGCAGACCGUGCAAGGGAGAAACUAAAUGGUACAAUCGUAGAGGGACGCAAAAUUGAGGUUAAUAACGCAACAGCACGAGUAAUGACAAACAAAAAAGUGGCUAACCCCUACACAAAUGGCUGGAAGUUGAACCCAGUGGUGGGAGCUGUCUACAGUCCUGAAUUUUAUGCAGUUACAGGCUUCCCAUACCCAACUACAGGUGCAACAGUGGCAUAUAGAGGUGCCCACUUGAGGGGCCGGGGUCGUGCAGUCUACAACACGUUCCGUGCCGCACCUCCACCUCCUCCCAUCCCUGCUUAUGGAGCUGUGGUUUACCAAGAUGGCUUCUAUGGUGCCGAGAUCUAUGGUGGCUAUGCAGCAUACAGGUAUGCCCAACCAGCCGCAGCAGCUGCAGCAGCUUACAGUGACAGCUAUGGCAGAGUCUAUGCAACAGCAGACCCUUAUCACCACACGAUUGGACCUGCAGCCACAUACAGUGUGGGCACUAUGGCUAGCCUAUACAGAGGAGGGUACAGUCGCUUCACUCCAUACUAAAGACAGAAAAUUCAUCCCCAGACAAAACAAAAAGCAAACAAAAAUGCAAACAACCCACCUUCUCCUUUCCUGGGAAACUAAAUAGAACAAAAUGCUUCCAGGUUGCCACCAACCCCAACUUGUACACUCUUUCAAGUCAAACCUUUUAACAUUUGUGCUAUUUUUUUCUCAUGUUUUUCCAAUAUGUGUGUUGUGUGUGUGUGUGUGUGUGUGUGUGUGUGUGUGUGUGUGUGUGUGUGUGUGUGUCACUGUGGUAUUGAUUUGGAAUCUGUUUUGUUUGUAUUGAAAUGCGUGGGCCAAGACAGGAGGGGCUGAAUGACAGCUUGUGGGGAGGAGAGGUGCUGUUCAAUGAGCUUUCUCAUUUAGUCUGGCCUUAGAUUUAUGGCCAUGAGCUCAGCUGAUUUAUGUUAUGAGGGAGUGAAAGGAGAGAGCCUCGCACUGGCUUUAUGUCUAUUACUCAAUGGCACUGCACUAAGCAACAUGUGCAAAAGCAACUAUCUGGCCAGAAACACAAUUCUCUGCAUUUGCUUGACUAAAGCAAAAAAAAAAAAAGAAAAGAAAAGAAAAAAAAGAAGAAGAAACAGCCAUCUGGUUGUACCACAAGCAUUCAAAUUGUGUUUUGGUAGGAAUGAUGCAUACAGUAUGAACAUGCUACCAUUGCAACUGUUUUAUUUUCGCUUAUGAGCUUGGUGCUAGCCUAUCACGAUAUUGCACCCUUCAAACUCAUUUUAACAAUUUUUUAGAAGCAAGUAUGAAUUUUGAAGUUAUUUGUUUUAAAAUGGAACACUAUAAGCUGCUUCUCUGUUAAAUAAGGUGCAUCUGUUAUAACAUUUUCUGUUUUACUUAUCAAUGCUCAUUGGCACAGCUCUUUCCUCACCUUCCAGGGAGCCAAUACAAUGUCUUUAUGCCACUUUUACCUUUUUAUUUAACCCUGAUUCAAAAACCCAUGUUGAUGUUAAUGUGAAGUUUUAAUGUAUUCCUUUUAAGAAAAACUAUCCUGUUAACAUAAACGUAUUCCAUUUCUACAGACCAGGACAAAAUAUACAAUUUAUUUAGUUUCUUUCUUUUUUUGUUGUUGUUGUUUAUCUCUCAUGAAAAUUGCUGAUGUUCUCAAUGCUUGCCACCAAGGGUUUGUAAUCAUAUACAUCUAACUUAAGAAAUAUAAACUUUACCAUAAUGGCAGUAUAUUCAAAUAUAAAUGGAACAAAAAUAGUUCUCUGUAAAAUCUCUUUUAGGAAACAGAGCUCAUGAUUAAGUGCCCUAAACAAGACUGAGUGUGAGUGUGCACUUAAUCACAGCUAUUAUCUCCAGCACUUAUAUCAUUCUGUAAAUAAACAAAGAGUAUUAAUAUCCCAAAACCAAAAGCGCUUUGGUACUACAUGGUCUGUUGCACCCUCUAGCUGAUAAAAUCUUGAAAUCCCACUGCAGCAUAAAUGAAGACAGUGAAGGCAGAGCAGGGCGCUGUUGAAAUAUUCAUUGCUGUUGUGGCACACACUUCUUCUUAAAGGUCACUCUUGCAAUGAGAUGCUGAAAUACAAUCAUGAGAUAAAACUGUUAAAAAAAAAAAAAGGGAAAAAAGUGCCAAGUAAGUUUAAAAUGAGAAACAAGGAGGCUUCCCUUUCCCCCUGAGAUUCUGCACAUUUUGCAGAGAUGAAGCACUGUAGGAUACUGAGCAACAUGUUCAGCUAUUGAUUUGCUGCUAUGGUACUUGUUAAGUGCUUGGUGUGUCCCACCAAGUCAUAUAUUUCUGGACCAUUAUUAGCUGGCCAAAAAAUGUAUAGGUGGCUUCAGAAUCCUUAAUAAGACAGUGAAGAUUUAAGAGUUCUUUCAAAGCGGAAGGGAGAGUAAGAUGAAUAGGGCCUGGUUUUGAAAAAAUCAAUCGAACCUUAUCAGACAUGGUCUGUACCUCCUCUCAGGUAAGAUCCAUAUGUUAACCAUGUCACGCUAUCCUAGAUUGAAUCACCCCGAGAGAGCGGUUGUUGCCCUUGAAAGAUAUUUAGUUUGUCAUCUGCUUUCAUGGCUUUACAUGAACAUACCCCUAACUAAGAGGAUAUUCUAGCAUUCUAGUAGCGUUUCUUAUGAAUCAUGCCCUUCUGCCAGCUGAGAAGCUUUCUCUCAAGCUGACAUUGUGCUCCAACCCAGCACUUUGUAGAAAGCCAGCGAUAAGACAUGCUAGGCCUUUAGAGAACAUACUGUGAGAAAGUGCAUGUAGGAGAGAGAACGAGUGGGAGAAGCCAAUAAUCCUUUCUGUGAAAUAGGGCCUCUCUCGUUUCCAAGUUGUUCGGGGCGUUGAUCAUGUCCCUGAGGCUCAGAAGCAGCUCACAUCCCCAUACACUGACACACACCCUGCCCAGUAAAUAGCUGCCUGCUCGCUUCAAAUGGAAUAGAAAGGUGGGAGUUAUAGAAGAAAGGGAGAAAAGAUUCAGGACGGAGGGGCAGCAUCCAAAGCAAUUUACUCCACAGAUUAAAGAUAACACCAUUGAGUCAAUAACCACUGAUCUCAUUUGAAGAUACACCGAGCUUACUCUGCGCACAGCACUACUGUUCGGCUCGUUCUAUUACCAUAGCAGUUGUGGCUUCAGACGCGCCAUUCUCCUGCUAGACUGAAAUCACAUGCAGCCUAUUGCAAACCAGUGAUUGGAUGCCACGCUUUCCCCUCUUUGAAGAAAAAACUUACGUACAACAUAAUAUUUCACUUAAAUAAGCACCCUUUUUCACACCCCACCACAACCUCUCCACCACUGCGAGCCUCAUCUUUAUCUUUAAAGAGAUUUUUUUUUAUUGUAUUGAUAAAAAGAAAUGCCAUUAAGCAGUUGCACACCCUCCCCUUUCCUUACUACUGUAAUGCUGGUUAAAUAUUUAAUCAGUUUCUUAUGAACACUGCUAAGAUAAUGGUGGCAACAUCAAGUACUAUUAUUAACUCAUUUAUCAUUGGUUUAAAACCAUACUGAUAUACUAACAAAUUCAUUGUACAGUUAGAAACAAAAGAGCUGAAGUCUAAACCGAGCACCUCAAAACACACCAAGUUUCAAUUUUGACACAGACAUGAAUUGUAUUUUGCUUUAUAAUAGAAAAAUUGCUUUUUUUUUGGAUGGUACCUCGAAACACAGUGCCUCCAAGCUAAAAAUAUUGCUAUUUCUUAGAUAACAACCAAGCUCUUUCUCUGUGGGAAUGGAAUACAAGACUAGUGCAACCAAAAUGACUGCUAACAUACACUGUAAAUAGCAAUGAAAUAUGUUUUACAUACAUGCUUGCACUUUUUUUAGUUUUAAACAAUUUCUUGUUUUGUUUAGUUAUUUUAUUUAUCCUUGUACAUAUCCAUUUUUUCUAACAAGGUCAAGCCUAGGUUGAUUAAAAAACAAAGCUGUAUACUUGUGUGUAACAAUAGAUGUCUUAGCAUAUUUAAGGAAGCAUAGCUCUGCUGUAGUACUUCGAACUUAAAGACAAAGCAAACAAUGUAUUCUUUCUUUCAUAACCUAAUACUAUAAGCCUACAGAUAUUCCAUUGUGAAUAUAUAGGGAUUGACUAUGAAAAAUGUUAAAUCAUAUUUCUUUAUACUGUUUUCCCAAAGUGAAAAGAGAACUGAUUGUCUAAAUAUGUCAUAGUAAUAACUCUGUGCUGUGCAACUGAACUAUUUAAAUGUGUUUAUAUGAGGUUUUCAAAUAACUUGAAGGUAAAGGUUAAAAGACUCCACUUUCAUUUUUACCAAAUAUAAUGCAAAAUGGAAGAAGUUCAGUUCAAUUUUUCUCAUUCAUUUGGCAGCAAAACUGUAAUUUGCCAUUGUGCAAGUCACUACAGGAAUGGCAAUUGCGUGCACAAAUAUGUCCAGACGGCAUGGGGCAUUAAAAUUAUAGAAAGAUGUUAAUUAUAUUUAUAAUAAAAUAUAAUAUAAUAUUAUUAUGAUUAUAAUAUAUACUAGGACUUAAUAAAUAUUGUAAAAGAUUUAUAAAAAAAAUGUAAAUUAUAAAAUAGUAUUACUUACUACUAUGGCAUUAUUUUGUUUAUUAGCAAUUUGUUAGAUAUUGGAACAUCCUAUCUAUUUCAAAGGUUUUAAUUUCACAAAUACCUCAUUAAACUAAACCUUACUUAUGUCCACAUAUGUUUAUUAAUUAAAACAUAGCAUAUUUAAAUGUUUGUUUGUUUUUUUUAACUGUUUUAGUUUGCGCUGUAUAUAAGGUUCAGUUCAUUUUUGCGUUUUGCUUUUGAAGUUCUGAGUUCUUUACAGCAGCCAGAAAUACUUAGCACAUAAAAGAAAACUUGUUUGCAUAAUGUGCCCUCCCCUUAUUUUGCACAUGAUGUAAUUCACACAAAAGAAAAUUGUAAAUCCCCUGCAACACGCCCCUUUUCUGCAUUUACAAUUAGUCCAGCUGCACACGCAAAUGAGUGCUCGUUAUUUUUAUUUUUUCAUUUGAGGAAAUCAGAGACCAAAUAUUUUAACCUUAAACCAUUCUAAAAAUACGUUAUUUUUAAUUGUACUUCUCAAAUCCUAAUGAUACAUAACUAUGCAGAAAUUUUCAAAACUGUCCAUUUUGAUUUCAGUGGUUCUUACUAAGAAAACAUUAAUUUACAGUAGGGGUAUUUUGUCUAUAUUAAACAGAAUUAUAUGCAUAAUACUGUAUUAUUACUCAAUUAUAAAUCCAUUAGCCAUUUGUGUGAUCCGGUAUUUAGAGUGUGAGGCUAAAUAGUGCUGAAAAAAAGAUGAGUGCUUAGAGGACAGUUUGCUGGCAUCAGUAUGAAUGUGUGGGCUUGUAGAUUGUCAUGAUGGAAGUCUUCAUUUUGCACGGAUGCUGCAGUGAGCCAUUAAAAGAUUGCCCGUGUAAUUGGCUCUUUUAAUGCAGUCAUUUAUAAGAUGGCACGAUGGGCCAAGGGCCAGUACAAAAUGGCUGCAUCAUUUCUGGAAUCUACCGUAUUCUUCUCAAACUAUGGUGACAAAAGUUUUAAAAUAGUCACCAGUUUCGGAAAGUGAAAAUGAGCAAAGAUUAUUUUCCGAACGCUAGAAUUUUUUAAAAAUGUUUUCCAAUGCAAUAAUAUAGUAAACGAAUCUGGACUGAUGAGCAAUGGACACUUAAAACAAAUGGCAAUAGAAAUGCUAUAGCCUCAUUUGUACACCUCAGAUAUGUGAAACAAACAUGUAUGCCCCUUUAUUGCUGCUACAUACAAACUGUCAUAAUGCACUUUUAAUUUAGUUAUGCAAUUACAGAGUGAUUUAAAGUCUAAUUACUGUGUAAAUAUAUCUUUUGUUUUCAUUUCAACAUGCAGUUUUCUUCUGCCAGGGGAUUUUUUUGUAAAUGUUUUUAAAAAGAAAAAUAAGCAAAAACUGUACUUCUAUGUAAACUAUAUUACAAUAUUAGAACCUCUUUUAUAUGUAUAAUCUGUCAUCUGUGUAUUUGCUGCUCAGUUCAUGUGCAAUGUGUACCGGACAUUUUCAGUGUUUCGGAUCAUACUGUGGGUUAAAAACAUUGUAAGAUUUUUUCACUUAUCUUAUUGGUUAUAGACUCUGACAAUUCUGUAGUUAUAGUUCUGUACACUUCUGUACAGUAUAGUAUUGUAAAGAUAUGUUUUUGUGUCAAAAUAAAAAUGGAAUUCUA